Molecule: messenger RNA, 13970 nt
Organism: Girardinichthys multiradiatus
Lineage: Eukaryota; Metazoa; Chordata; Actinopteri; Cyprinodontiformes; Goodeidae
Gene: tnrc6c2
Product: trinucleotide repeat containing adaptor 6C2
Exons: 23
Coding region: 1491-7223 (1910 amino acids)
Biological process (GO): positive regulation of nuclear-transcribed mRNA poly(A) tail shortening; miRNA-mediated post-transcriptional gene silencing
Cellular component (GO): nucleoplasm; P-body
Molecular function (GO): RNA binding; protein binding
Source: RefSeq, a predicted model, not a curated record
AGAUUAACCAAUCAGGUUUGAUGAGCCAUAAUAACAGUUUAAAUUGCUCAAUGAUGGGCUGUAGCAGAGGAAACAUGGAAUCCGUAAAUGCUAAAAUGAAGACAUGGCAUUUUAACAUCAGAAUCAGCGUUAUUGUCACGUUUGUACCGACAAACAAGGAAUUUGACCUUGGUACAUUUGCUCUCAGUUAGAAUUUUUUUUUUUUUUUUUUGUGAAUUCAAAUUUUAAUGACUGCUUUUGAAAUCUGAAUUAUUUCUGCAUUGAUAAAUCAAUAACGCAUUAAUAUGUUUGCGAUUAUCAUAUUUAUUUGUAUAAAUAGAUUUCAUCAAUCAGAUUAUUUAUUCUAUAGAUUGUGGCACUUUUGCUCGCUUCAUGUUUAAUUGAAAAUGUAAUGUCCACAGCGUUGAAGCCUUCUGUUUGUUCUGCAUGCCUCAGAUUAGUGCCAGUGAAAUGUGAGCUGCUUGGCUUCGUGCCUGUCUCCGGCUGCUGCCCGUACCGUGCAGGUCCCCGCUGUCUGAGCGCUCCAGGGCUCUGAAGAGCCCGAGAGGCUGGGCCGGAUGGGCGGAGUCAGCGUCCGCGGCUCUGGUUGGCUGAGAGUGACGUAUCGGGAACCACUUCCCGGUCCGUGUUUCUCACUGGAAGGAGGAGAGGCAGGCAGACUGCGGUGUUGUUAGUUUGAACAAAAUGGCUGAAAGACCGCUGUCACCGAGAGCUCACUGAACGCCCACCGCGAGUGUCCCCGGAGCCGCUGCUCGUUUUGCAUUCGCGGCAGCAAGCACGUCGCUAGCCGUCCAGCCGGCUCCUUAAACCGAAACGUUUCAUUUGCACUUUAAAACAAGUUGUCUGGCUGACGCGGACGUUGGCUUGCGCAGAGAUAACUCUGUUCAGCGAUUUUUUUUUCUAUCGAAAACUGCCUGAAUUGUCCCGUUUUUUUGCAAAACCUCUGAACACGACUGGUAUUUUAACGCCAAUCAGCUAACGCUAGCUUACACCAUGAAGCUGCUUUUUUAAAAAGUCACUUCACCCGUGUUCGGUUAUUUUUUGUUUUUGUUAUUAUUGGAGGUGCUUCGCCUUUCCUCCGCUCCUCGUUAUAUCGUGACGUAUUUAAAAACAUUUUUCGCUCAGUAUAAUCUGAAGACGUGUUUGAUUUGAAUGUUUUUGUUUGCUCAAAGCAGAAAUCUCCGUACUUGCUGUGUGUAUAUCUGGCUGCGUAGCCGUUGUUUACCUCGGUAUCCUGACACCACAAGCUGCUUCAGCAGCAGUCGGCUUAUCUGUCAAGUCCGACUUUAAUUGCGACUAAAUCUCAGCGCCAACGCUUUAGGGGGACCUUUUCGAAAAAAGAAAACAAUACAAAAAAUCUGACAUCGGAAAAUGCUUCUUUCUUUUUGUGCAUUUUUUCCUGCCAUGCACCGAUUCUUCACUGAAAGCGGCCAAAGCUGUUCUGAACGGAAGCUGAGGGAAGCAAGCAACACGAGAAAGAAAACCGUUUGAUGGAAGAAAAGAGAAAGAAAAAACAAGAAGAAAAGACUAAGAAGGACAUCUCUCAGAAAAAGAAACCCAAAGUGCCAGAGCCUGUCCCCACUAAGCCCAGUCCUGGUUCAUCUCACCACCUCCAACCCUCCAGCCACACGCUGCCCCUCUCCUCCUUCUCUUCUUCUGGCAAUGGCAACGCCCCCCCAUGUGGUAGGCAGGUCCUGACUCUGACUACUCCCUCUCAGCAGCAGUGCCAGUCGUCCUCUGCCAGUGCCCGCUACCUGCCCAGAGAGGUUCCUCCGCGCUUCCGUCAGCAGGAGCACAAACAGCUACUGAAGAGAGGCCAGCCCCUGCCCGCAGAAGCACUCAGCUCAAUCAGCCUUCUUCCUUCCUCUCCCUCCUCUUCACCAUCAUCGUAUUUGUCCUUUUCUUCUUCGACUUGCAGCACUACCCCAAACUCUGCCACGUCUGCUACAGGCAAACACAACCCAGACACAUCCCUACUGAGUGGUUCUGGUGCCCAGUAUGAUAAGUCGCAUUGGGGAGCCUCUGGACCUGUUAACAGACCUUCCAGUGCCAACAGCUGGGACAAAGUGAUCAUUGACGGAAGUGAUCCAGAAGCUUGGCCAUCCAUUGAACGUAAUAUAGACUCUGGUCAGCCGGCAAAUCCAGAAUGCUCCUUGGGCUCAGUUAGCUCUAACUUGGACACCAGUGCUGUCGCUUCUACAAGUAGGAGUGGUCUUCUGAGUAUGGCCACAGGUGCCACUGGCCAGCAGGCCCAUUAUAACUCUCUCAAACCAAACAAUAACAUGAUGACGGGACCUGUUUCAGCCAGCACGUUAGCGGCUAGUAGAGGCUGGGGUUCAGAUGUGAAACAAGAUGGCAUGAAUGGUGGUAGAGUAGCAGCCCCCAGUAACUGGGGAUCGCCUAAUUUUAACUUGAACCUCAACCCCAAUGCCAACCCAUCGGCCUGGCCUGUCCUGGGACAUGAAGGUGGUGCGGGAGGUGUUAAUGGCCCCAGCUCUACGUCCCUCCCACCAAGCAUGAACGGAAAUGGAAAUCUGGGAAACGGGAAUUCGGACAAUGGUGGGGGGAGUUGGGUCAGCAUGAUAAGUGCUAAUGACAAUGAUCAGCAGCACCUUUCAACCAACAAAAAUGCAUCUUUCAAUAUGGAGCCUGCUAACCUUAACACUGAUGGACCAAACUACACUAAACAACAACAAGCUCAGGAGCCUAUGAGCCCCAUCCACGGUUUAACUGGCUGGGGGGGUCAUUCCCCCACUGAAUCUUCCCAGCUCAGUGGGGACACAACAGGCAGCUCUGUGUGGGGUGGAGGAGAAAACAAGGCAAAUGAGUCCCCCAAAGACUCAGGAUGGGACUCAUCUCCUUCUGGAGGCCUUUCUGCCUGGGGCCGCCAAGGCAGUGGUGGUGGUGGUGGUGGGAGUAGUGGCAGUGGUGGCUGGGGAGACUGGGGAAAGUCUUCCGGGGGUGGAGAUGUACCCAAAUGCUGGAACUCAGUGGAUGCUGGUAGUUCUGGUCCAGGCCAAGAGCAGCAAAUGAGUUCAUGGGGCAAACAAUCAGGAACGGCUCCAGCUAGCGAGGAUAGCGGAGACAGCAGCGAAGGGCGAUCCCGAUGCAGAGACAGAUCCUCCAGCAUGGAUUUUGCCCCUCUGCUUCCCCAGCAGGACCUAGACCCCCGGGUGCUGAGUAAUUCAGGAUGGGGACAAACCCCCAUUCGACAGCACACUGUAUGGGAGAUGGAAGAAGCUAAUUCUGAUGAUGGAAAGAGCAAUAGCAGCUCAGACACCAUGGGAUGCUCUAGCUCUAAUGGUGGACUGUCAUCAACCAAUGGAGGUGCUAUUAACCCAAACAUUGGGCCCAGCCAGAGGCCUGGAUCUGGAGGAAAAAUGGACAGUGAAAGAUCAUCCUCCUCUGGUUGGGGCGCUCCUCCACCGCAGUCAAUUCAAACUGGAUCAGGAUGGGGGGACCCCCCACUUUCAGUAAACAAAGCCCCAAAUGGCACGGCUUGUGGCUGGGGAGACCCCUUACCUACCAGUGGUUCUAAAAAUGAAGGCACCUCAUCCUGGGAUUCUGAUAAGUCAUCUCGCUGGGAUGAUGGCAUGAUGAAAAACAAGUCUAGCAACUGGGGAGAAAGCCCCAAAAAUUCCCAAGGCUGGGGCAACAGUAAUGGGGGGUCCAAUGGUUCCACCACAGGGGACUGGGGAGUGCCAGACCUCAAGAAAAAUGGUUCUUCUAGCAGCAUGUGGGACGGAGAAGAUGGUAAUAGAGAAACCAGUGGAUGGAAUGAAAGCCCAAGAGGAGGAAGCAGAGGAGGUGGGAGCUGGGGGAAAUCUACCCCUGCUGUGAGCAACAGUAAUUGGGGAGAGACCCCACGUGCCAGUGGCCCAGUGCAGGGAGGCUGGGGCUCUUCCAAGCCCCAGGAAAGCAGCAGCAGCGGCAGCAGCACUGGCAGUGGAGGAUGUGUCAGCAUUGGUUCCUGGGGUGGUCCUUGCUCUGUGAAGCCAACCAACUCUGGCUGGGGAAAUGUUGGCAAACAGGAGCCAGGCAUGGAGCCCACUGGUUGGGAGGAGCCCUCCCCUCCCUCCAUCCGACGAAAGAUGGAGAUCGAUGAUGGGACAUCAACUUGGGGUGAUCCCAGCGCCUACAGCAAGACCGUCAACAUGUGGGAUCGCAACAAUCCAAAUAACAACCCAGGCAACGGUGGCCCACCACCCAGCAAGAAUGGUGCAAUAACUAUGAUCAAUAAUAACAACAAUCACUCUCACCACAUGCACCACCAUUCCCACCAUGGCCAGCCUCCAAGUCACAUGCUGCACCAAGGAAACAACAAUGGGUCACCAAACAGUGCUGCCUCACAUCCCACCGGGGGACCCCAGGGUAGACCUCCACUUGCCAAUCCGGGUUGGGGAGAGAUUCCCAGUGUCCAGCCAAAAUCAGAGCCUGCGUGGGGAGAGCCAGCAGCUCCAACUUCAACUGUUGACAAUGGUACAUCUGCUUGGGGGAAACCCUCAGGCGGUGUUGGAGGAUGGAGAGACGGUGGCCAUGACCCAUCUGGCCCUUAUGUAAGGUCAAAUGGACCCACAGGUUCCGCACCUUGCAAGUCAGGCCCCAAACCUAUGCAAGAUGGCUGGGGAAAUGGAGAAGAAAUGAGCAUGUCCACCAGCCAAUGGGACACUGAGGAUGGGGAUGUCUGGAACAGUCCCACAUCACAAGACAGUGGCUCCUCCUGUAACUCCUGGGGCAACGGACCCAAAAAGUGUCCAAGCAAGGGGAAGCUCUGCAGCAAGCAAGAUGAGGCUUGGAUCAUGAACCGUCUCAUUAAACAGCUCACUGACAUGGGCUUUCCGAGAGACCCUGCUGAGGAGGCCUUGAAGAGCAACAACAUGAACCUUGAUCAAGCCAUGACUGCCCUCUUGGAGAAGAAGACAGACAUGGACAAGCGAAGCCUGGGCAUGUCCGAUUACAGCAAUGGCAUGAACAAGACUCUAGUGUGUCGGCCCUCUGCGCUCUCCAAAGACCCUUCCGACCGCAACACAUUUCUUGACAAGGAUGGCGUCCUGUCAGAUGACGCUCCUCCAUCACCAUUUUUGCCUUCCCCCAGCCUGAAGCUCCCCCUGCCCAACAGUAGCCUUCCUGGGCAGGGUUUGGGACAAGGCAAUCUGGGGCUGGCCAUGCAAAACUUGAACAACAGACAGAUACCCAAUGGAAUGUUUGGCAGUAAUGGAGCAGCACAAACCCGGGCCAUGCAGCAGCAGCCUCCUCAGCCACCAGUGCCACCUCUCAGCUCCUCCCAGCCUAAUCUACGUGCUCAAGUGCCUCAGUUUCUCUCCCCUCAGGUCCAAGCACAACUCUUGCAGUUUGCAGCAAAAAACAUUGGUCUUAACCCUGCACUUUUAACCUCACCAAUAAACCCUCAACAAAUGACCCUGUUGUACCAACUUCAGCAACUACAAAUGGCGUACCAGCGUUUACAAAUCCAGCAGCAGAUGAUGCAGGCGCAACGCAAUGUUUCCGGCCCCAUUAGGCAACAGGAGCAGCAAGUUGCACGUACAAUCACCAACAUGCAGCAGCAGAUCCAGCAGCACCAGCGUCAGCUCUAUCAGGCGCUGCUGAUGAAGCAGCAGCAGCUUCCUUCGCAUUCCUCCUCAUCCUCUUCCUCCGCUGGUCUGCACCACCCCCCUGGUGGCCCUGCCGGAGUUACUGGCUCUGGAAAAUCAACCCUGGACCCUUUUGCAGGCCCACACCAGGCUUCGGGCCUUGCUGACACACUGCACACCAAAGAGCCUCCGUCUUCGCCCAAUGCCUACAGCACCUACUCUCUUUCUGGACUGAAUCCAAACAUGAAUGUAAAUGGCAUGGACGUUGGGGGUCUGUCCCUGAAGGAGCCCCCCCAGCCCCAGUCUCGCUUGUCCCAGUGGACACACACUAACUCAAUGGACAACCUCUCUGGCAACUCUUCAAAUUUGGAGAAUAACUUCAAUAAUAAGCAUGGUGCCAUAUCUGCUGCCUCUACCCUCGGACCCCCUGGGAAGACCCCCCAACUCGAGGACUCAUACAGCCCUUACAAUCUAAUCUCUAACUCCGAGUCCCCGAGCAGUCCCCUGGUACCUCCUGACAACUGGGGCCAAGGCAAGAGCCCCAAUGAAAAGAUCUCAAAUGGGGCCAACAUUAACUGGCCUCCAGAGUUCUGCCCAGGCGUGCCAUGGAAGGGCCUUCAGAACAUUGACCCUGAGAAUGACCCGAACAUGACCCCUGGCAGCGUCCCCAGCGGUCCCACCAUCAACACCAACAUCCACGAUGUCAACCGAUACCUCUUGCGGGACAGGAAUGGAGCCACUUCCCCAGCUUCUGCACUAGGAAGUGGCUCUCUGCCUCCCACCAGCAGUGACUGGAAAAUCAGUGACUAUUGUAGCUCUUUCAGCCUGUUGUCCUGUGAUGGGGACAGCUCAGGUAAACUAUCUGAAAUGAAGUCCACCUGGUCUCCAGGGCCCAUUGCUCAGAGCCAAGCCUCCCUGUCCCACGAGUUGUGGAAAGUCCCCCAGGGGCCGCGCAGUACCACCGCUCCGUCCCGGCCCCCACCCGGCCUCACCAACACCAAACCCUCCUCCACCUGGGGUGGCAGCUCUUUGGGGCUGGCUCAAGGCUGGAGCGGCUCCUACUCUUCUGAGGGAACCACAUGGAGCACCGACAGCUCCAACAGGACCAGCAGCUGGCUGGUGCUGAGGAAUCUCACCCCACAGAUUGAUGGCUCAACUCUGAGGACCCUGUGUAUGCAGCACGGCCCCCUGAUUACAUUCCAUCUCAACCUGACUCAGGGGAAUGCUGUGGUGCGCUACAACUCCAAGGAUGAAGCUGCCAAGGCCCAGAAGUCCCUGCACAUGUGCGUGCUUGGAAACACCACCAUCCUGGCAGAGUUCGCCGGGGAGGAGGACGUCAACCGCUUCUUUGCACAAGGUCAGUCGCUGGGAGCAAACACCACGAGCUGGCAUGCCAACCCAGGAAGCAAUCAAAAUCGGAUGGGCGGGGCAACCCAGCCCCACUCAGUUGGCCAGUGGAGCAGCAGCGGGGGUGGGGGCAAGGCCAGUGGGAGCGAUCUGCUGUGGGGAGGAGUGCCCCAGUACUCCAGCCUGUGGGGGCCACCCAACAGGGAGGACGCCCGUGUGAUUGGGAGCCCCACCGCGAUCAACACCCUGCUGCCUGGUGAUUUGCUGAGCGGGGAGUCCAUGUAGGGGGGGCGAUGCCACGGAACACCAACCCUCCAUCAGCGCCACCAGCACCUAUUGAGCCAGCAUGAUCAGGAGCAAAAGAAAAGUCCAAAACAGAAAAAGUGGUUGAAAUGAGCAAGAGCAAAACUUAAACAAAUCAUGUGGCGAUAAUCAGUAUCAAGUGAAACUCUUUCAAACUGUGAAUUGUAAAUCAGAAAGCUGAGGGUCCCUGACACAGACUGCAGACCCCAUUGCCUCUGCUUUGCCCCGGUCCUCUUUCUUUUUCAUUCAUCUUUUUUUCCUCUCCAUUUAGUAUUAUUUUCCAGAAGCAAACUGGAUUUCAUUUACAGCAUUUUUAAACAGAACUGAAAUUGGUCACAACACGAGAACCCUUCUAGGUGUUUUCCAGACGUAUGCGCAGCAUUCUGCGUGAAGUGUUUUUAGAAGAAGCAAUCAAAGCUGCCAUCUUUUUUUUAUAUGAACAAACAAAUGAAAAUCCUUCCAAAAUAAUACUGAAAACAACCAUUCCCUGCAUAUCAAUGGCCAAUGAUGAUGUUCAAAGACCUUUAAUUGUUUCGUUGACGUUUGUUUCUCAGCACUAAUAUUAGCCUUAAGUGCUCUCUGGCCCAGGACCUUCCCAAGCCACCUGACUUAUUAUUGCUUUUAUCUUUUGGUUGUUUUUAAUAAGUAAGGAAUUAGCUGAAAUCUUGCACAGUUCACCUCUGAGCCAACCAGGGGUCCAGGAAGCAGCGAAGAGCUCCGGACCACCUGACUGGCACUACCAAUCAUCUGCUCAGAUCCUUGAACUUGUCUCAAGCGUAGGGUUUGCACCGCUGUAGACUUUUAUGUGCAAAACCCUGCAAGUUUUUUUUUCUUCUUUUAAAUUCUUAUUGUCAUCAUUUAUUACAAAAUAUGAGCUGCGAGAAGAUUAAAGACAUGAACCUUGUGAUGUCCGGUUGGAUCUAAUCAUCCCCUAAAGCCUGGACCCCAGUCGCUUACUGGUGCUCUGUCGAAUCUCCUGUUAGCUCUGUUUGUUGUCAAUCGGCCGAUUUGCAGAGGACAAACGGAAAAAGGAACUCCUCAGUUUUAUUUUGAUGUGACAUUUACAUUGUGCAAUAUACACCAUCAACCUUUCUUCCGUCCACACUCCAUUGGGAGUUUUUUUUUUUUUUUUUUUUUUUCUUGUUGCUGUUUUUAUGAUUGUUGCUGAUUUCAGCAAAACACUUUGGAACUUCAACCCCACCCCCACCCGUUUCUUUUUUCAAAAAAACAAAAACAAACUGAUUCUUCUCCAGGCCUCCAAUCUCUCUGAAGCUGUUGGGGAAAAAACAAAACUCUAAAGCGCAGAGGAAGGAGGAGGAGCUGGAGAACCGUGCAUUGCUGCAAACUGACACUGGGUAGAACAAUGCACACUUCCUCUCUGCAUGCCACAGCCACACCCAACAGAGACUGAAACCGCAGCGGGAUUGGAUGGUCCUGGUUACCUUGGCACAAUACCAAAUUGGAGGUGGGGGUGAGGUGAUUCUCCUAAUGCAGUAGACCUACGAGUGUUCCUUGCGUUUGGUACUGUACAAACAGAAGAGACUUAAGACUUUGAGCAUAGCACUUAUGAAGAGCAAAACGCUUCAACUGCAAUCCAAUAAGAGAAGAAACCAGAGAGAGCAGCGGAAACAUUGCAAACCUCCUGCUCCUCUACGUACUUUAUCUAUUCCAUGGAAACGUGUUAGCUGCUGUUCCUCAGGUAGCAGGAUGAAGGGAAACGCGGCUGGCUGUGAGGCGAAGAAAUAAAAACAAAAUAAACUGCUUCUUUGAACUGUUUUAAAGUGAAUAUCACUGUUACUCCAAAAUUAUUAGCCUUGUUCUGGUCCGGAGGUAAGAGACUCCAGUUGUCAGUCGAGAAGAAGAUGAGUGGAUCUGGGAAGGGGGGGGCGUGUCCACUGAGUGCCUCUUUACUGUGCAGAACCUCCUCUUGGGAUCCUCAAUGACUGGCCAAUCACGACUCUCUUUGCCACACAUCUCCAACUGGGAGGAGGAAGGGGGUCGUCCUGCCGUCUCCUCCAUCUCUCAGUCCUUUACACAAAAAUCACUUUAGCUGGAAGAUGUAAGAGUCAUAUUUCUGGAAUUUUUGCCAGUGUACUUUGUAUUGUUUGGAAAAGAUCUUUGUUUAUGAUUUGUUUUUUAAAUGUGUGUGUGUUUUAUGAUUAGUCUACAUGCAGUGGUCUACAAGAUAACUGGCUGCUGAACUAGCCCUUCACUGUUCAUAUGCAGAAACACUUUGGUCAGAGGUGCCUCUGUAUAUUCAUCCUGUGUAUUGAAUGCAAAACGAGGAUCAAUACUACAGACCGUUAAUGAUUGUGUUGAACUGCUCGUGCUUUUGUUUUUGACAGUAUUCGGUAGUACUUCCAGGUAGUAUCCUGAUGCGUAAAAGUUAAGGUAGUCUCAGAUGUCGGGAUGCGAGUGUCCGUCAUUCAGAGCUGCUCCUCCUGCCUGCAGGCUUCUCACCCUCUGCCUGGCUGCUACCCUGUAACCUCCUCCUUAAUCCUCCACCUCAACCAGACCCAGUAGCCCUCUCCUGACCAGCCACCAACUGACCCUCCUAUACGUUUCUAUGCAAAAAGAAAACCAGAACAGAGGUGAGGGGGUGGGCUCUUUACAGCAUGCCAAAAUCCAACUUUGCCCCCCAGUGAGCUCCUGUCAGCACUUCAAACCGGCCUCCGUUUAUCAAAGGUCGGCCUUUUCUCUCUGUGCUGAAGACUUCUGUCCAGCCUAAUCUCAGGGUAGGGGAGUUGAUGUUUGCCAGUAUUAGAGGCAGCUCUCCGUAUCGGUCCUCUCUGCAGUGAGAGCAAAACUAAAAAUUCUAGAGCUCACGCCUCCAGUUUUGAUCCACAUUCAAGGUGGCCUAAUGCUAUCAGUGCACAUAAAAGUUGCCAAUGUAUUGUGCCAAUAUGAAUUAGCUGUGUCAUACUGUAUCUCUUCUGUUAGCUGUAUUGGAGGAGCUUUGAUGACCUUUGCAGAGGGUGCAGAAGGCAGGAGCAACAAAAGAGUGGCAGCAUCCCCUCCCUUCAUCCACUGAGACUUUUAUUUGUCAGCUUUUUUGGGGGGAAGGCCCCUUGCUAAGAAGAAAAUCUUUACUCAGUUUGGGGGUUUCAGUUUGCUACAGUGCACAGUUGAUGAUGGGUAAUCCCGGGUACAUAUUUUUUUAAAAACCAAAAAUUAAAAAAUUGCAUUUUAAUGUCAUUUUUAUGAAGUUUGACAUAAAAAUCUUAAGAAAUGCUUAAAAAAAAUCUAAAUGGUAAAAAAAAAAAAGAUCUAUGAUAUGUUAAAGCUCUGCACUUCUAGCUGAAACGUGUCCAGGUCGUCAGCCGCCACCGCCGCCAUCCUGUAGGGGUGGACGCCGCGGCUGGGGCUCCGUUUUGUGGAUCCUGUAUUUAUCUCGUUUUUGUGUUUCGUGUCCCGCUCAAAGCGGGCCCCGCUGAACUGUACAUUUCCACACACCAGGACGGCUUCAGGCCCUCUGUCUCAGCCUCACUCUCUCUUCUUCUGCAGCUACUGGAAGAGAGAGGCACAUUUUAAGAGGUACAGUCUUAAAAAAAUAUAUAUAUUAAAAAAGGUUUGAAAUUAAAGGAAAUGGGAAAAGGCUACCUUUCAGGACUUGGAGUCCAUCAGCACACAAGCAAAAAUCACUAUUGCCUGUUUCUGUAACUGCCUUGAUCCAAGCUCAGACAGACCCAAUAGCCGAGGACCUCCCAGCAUUCUGUACUGACCGGAGAGCCCUGACAGCGAAGGGGGUUUCCCAUGCUGCACCAGCAUCGAGAGGCUCUCCUCUCCAUAUCUCUCUAGAUACCAGAAAUAAUGUAUUCACAGCAUACACACACUUGUGCACACAGUGGUAAUUUUUGAUAUGGGCAAUUGCCCAGGGCAGCAUUAGAAAGGGUGUUCGAGGACCAGAUACAUAUUUUUAUCAGUUGUAGCCUGAACGGUUUUCUAUUGCUUUAAUGCAUUUGCUGUUAAUGGAUAGUUGGCACCUCCGUGAGUUAAGUGGGCAUUUCCUGCUUGGUGCUGAGAGUAGGAAGACGUGCUUUCUGCAGGACUGCACCAUAUUCUUUCCUGCUCUCGAAUCUUUGAUCAAUUCCUGCAUUCUAAUUGGUUGGGAGGCAACAGAAGGGAAGGGCUUGCCCUGUGAGAGAUCAUAUUUGCAAGAACCGCCACUGUGUGCACAUAUACACAAACACACACAUAUAUAUAUAUAUAUGUGUAAAAUAUACAUACUGUGAGUACCGCAUGGGGUAUCACCUCUUCAGACUUCUUGGAUCGUGACCUCUGAGAUUUUUGUUCUCCCCCUGAAAGGUCCUGGUUUAUUACAGCCAAUAAAGAGCAAUAUGUAUUUUCCCCGCAAAUAAGCGAUAGGAAGGAAAGGAUUUGGUGUCGAGUGGAAACCGAUACUUGAUUGAUUGAAAGCAACGUCUUUCUUAAACUGAGUUAGAUAUGCACGUUCUGGUUUCAAAGACGUACCACAGUACGCUGUGUAUGUGUGUGUAUUUGUUUGUGAUCAGCCUAAUUUUAAAAAGCCCAACCUGAAGCACCUGCUAAGUUGCAUAUUUCACCCUGUUGUUAAAUCGCAGACAUAUCAAAACUACAAAAAAAGAAAGCUAUUUAACAAAAUACUUGAAUCAUAGAGCGCCAACAGCAUAAUGUGAAGUCAGUAAUUAUUUUUUUCUGUUAGACUGACAGGUACAUAUAUGGGCUUUUUUUGUAGAGAAUAUCAUGUGUUGCUUUAGGUUACUGAUUUGGAAAAAAAGAACUCAUCUCAGAUGUUUGUAUGAAUGUGUUCUCAAAAACUACUCGGCACAUGGUCUGCUGUUAUGUUCCACUCAGUGUGUUAUGUUGUGUCUUUAUAUGUAUUUUUUAAUGUCUAAUUCAUUCUGAUUAUCUUCUAAUGUUGCACUGAGUGUCUUCUACCCCUUGCCCGGCUAAUCGUAGGUAAACGCGUCUAAGUGCAGAGGGGAGACGGUGACAAUUCACGUGUGCAUGUUUACUCAAGGACUUUGUUUUUUUGCCCCCGUUCUGUCUGUAAAAAUGAUCUACCUUAUAGUGGCUCUUAUUGUGGGAUAAUCCCAUUUGAGGAUUAUCAUGGAAUAUUGCACCGUUUUGUUUCAGUUACGUAAAAAUGUAGCAAAUAAAAGCAUUAAAAAAAGUUUAAAAAAAAUUUUUAAGUAAAAAAAAAAAAAAAGAAACAAGCUAACUGUGGCCAUAGAUAGCCGUGGUAGGACUAGUAAUCCAGAAAUGAACUUGUCAGAGAAACGUAAAGGGAUAAAGCAUUGGAGACGGGUUUGUUAAGACUCAUUGCAGAGGUGCCUAUCUUUUGUCUUUUGCGAAAGCCACCUGUCGUUUACAAGCAUUUCAUUUGUUUAAAGCUAAAAAUGAAAAAACAGGACUCUACAACAAAAAAGUCCUUCAAAAGGAUGAAGCUCAUCUUCCAUCGAAUACUGAUGUGAAAAUCUUGCAAAAUAAAGAUUUGACGCUACUUCAGAACUCUGGGAUCGAUCAGUGUUUGUGUCGUAUUUAAAAAGAAAAUAGUUUAUUUCUCUUUUCAGUGACUAUUUCUCUCUGUGCGUGUAUUGAUUUGUGAUUUGAUGUUUCCUGUAAGACAGCGACGCAGUUCGCUCACUUUCUUGCACACGCAUUAAAUAAAAACAAAAAAACAGAUUUUUUUCGUCUCAGGAAGGCCAGGGUUCCCGAUUCCAACCGCAUCAGUUCUGCGUUUUUGACAGUAGUGCGAUGAAAAGCUAAAAGGAACUGACAAACUAUUCUACUCCAAGCAAUCACUGAAGGUUUAUUAGUUUACGGAAUAGAAAGAGGACCAUAGUUUCAUUAAAACUACAAAAAAAUGUUUAUAGAAGUUACAUGUUUACCAAAUAAGACUGAGAAUCAAUUUUAUUGCGAAAAGUGGAGCGCUUUACAUGAGAAAUCCAAGUAGAAAUUGCUUUACAUUGAAACGAUGAUCAGUUCAUUAAAAUUACAACAAGUGUUUUAUUUUUUCUUUAAUGUUUUCACCUGUUUUCAUUUUCCAUCCAGUUGUUCGGGAGCAUUGUGCAAGCCAUUUAUUGUUCUUUUAAUCAUCUCUCCUGUCUGUAGUAUGUUCCUGUGACUGAGAUAAUAUGUCCUCCCAUGUAACUGGUGGUUUUGAAGAGGAGGGAUGGAGCUGGUUGUAAAAAGGAUUCUGAUCUAUGCACAAAAGUGGGAGGGACAAGUCCAAACACCUGCAGAUGUACUGCAGGUGUUUGGCAACAAGACUCUGGGCAUCGGGGGGUUGGAUGUUUCGGGGUUAUUUUCGUUUUUUGUUUUGUUUGUCGUCACCCCCCUCCCCCGCCAAAGCCCUGUCUUUAUCUAAUGUUUAAGCUAAACUUUACAUUGCGUCAUCAUGCUGUGUAAUCCUUAACCAAUGAGCGCUUAUCUUUCUGCUAAAGCACUGUGGGUUGUUCUGAAAAAAAUCCCAUGACUUUUAAGGCUGUCUGUUUUUUAGGGAGAGGAGGGAGGGUCAGAGUGGAGUGGGUUGGGGGUACGUUGCCUUUCUCUUCACUUUGGGAAAAAAACAUUAAAGAAAAAUGUCUGUACAUGAAAUGCAAAGUUGUGGCUUUUAAUGUUCUUUUUUUCUCCUCAUAGAAUGUGAUUGUUAAAAACAUGCAUUGGAAAAAAAAAAAACAACGUUUCCAUGAGUUAUGGAGCUUCUUUCAGACUAUAUUAAUAAAAUACACAUUUUCUUGGCUGUUA